Messenger RNA from Parnassius mnemosyne (clouded apollo), 2073 nucleotides. NCBI's taxonomy places the organism in Eukaryota, Metazoa, Arthropoda, Insecta, Lepidoptera, Papilionidae. The record is from the annotation of a GenBank genome assembly.
AUGGAACCACUACUAUGCGACAUUCCUAAUAACUACCAACAACCUGAUGUAGUACCAAGCAAAGUGGCGGACACGCACAAUCACAACACCACACCUAAUGGCAUGGUCAAGUUAAAGGGGGCAUUAGCCAGGGAGGUGGCGAAUGCCUGGGAGAGCCGCAUCGGCCCGCCCGACCAGCCGGCGCCCGCCCACCGCGUGCAGGGACUCUUCAACGACAUCGAACUCUAUCCCACUAAGACACAAGUGUUUGAAAUGCUGGUGUGCGCGCGGCAGUGUGCGCGGCGAAAGUCGCUCAUACUCACCUUCGGGGAGUUCUGCGUUUUCGCUGCAGAACUACGACGGUGCUCCAGGCAGACUAGACAAGCUUCCAAUAAACCGGAUUCUCCCGUAUGGAGCAUAGACAAAGAACUUCGGGAUAAAGAUACGAUAUGCAAGCAUGUAAACGGCAGCGAGGCAUCGCCACCACCAUGCGAAGUGUUUCUGGGCGGCUCCUGCAAUCCCACCACUUGGAGGUCUGACAUAGCUAUCCCUAUGCUGAAAAAGAUGGGCAUUACGUACUUCAAUCCGCAAGUGGACGACUGGUCGACGGAGCUGAUGGAGGUGGAGCACCGCGCCAAGUGCGCGGCGCGCGCGCUGCUGUUCGUGCUGGACAGCGAGACGCGCGCCGUGGCCGCCAGCGUGGAGGCCGCGCACCUCGCCGCCGCGCCGCGCGACUUGCUGCUCGUGCUGCGCCCCUACGCGCGCCACCAGACCAUCGGCGGCGAGACCAUCACCGACCAGGAGUACGUGGAGCUGUCUCGCGCGCGAGCGACUCUCCAAGAGGCGGUAGAGCGGCGAGGGCUGCCCGCGUUCUCCGACAUCCCGGCCGCGUUGCGCUGCGCCCGCGCCGUGCUGCGCGGAGCGCGCACGCAGCCGCGGCACUCGCUCGGCCACACCAUCCUGCGGCUGAAGCGCGCGUUCGACGCGGCGGGCGGGCGCAGCGCCACGCUGCCGCGCGCGCGUGCGCUGGACGCUCUGCGCGAGGCGACCCGCGCGCCGCCGCACCUCGCCGAGCGCGUCUUGCCGCCGGACGACCACGUCGACUUCGAAACUUUCUGUGCCGCCGUCGCCGAACUCGCAGCAGACGCCGAUAGUCAAAGUAGAAACGGUCAAGAGGAGGUUAGCAGGCUAGCAGAGGCCGACGAGAAGCGCGUAACAGCGGAUAGCGGCGAGAGGACGUUCGAGGCCAACGGGUUGCUCGUACAUAACCCGCGGUUGAGAGCGUACGGCCGGAAGCUCGGGUUAUUCAUUCCUAAGAACGGCGGCAGCCGGGCAUCGGAGGGGUCGGGCGGUGCGACGGGCGGCGCGACGGGCGGUAGUGGCGGCGGGGCGGAGGACGUGCUGACGCCGGGCACGGAGCGGCGGCUGGAGCGCCUGCCCGCCAUGCUGGCCACGCACACGCACCACGUGUACCUCGGCGGCGCAUUCCCGUCUGGGGGCGUGCGCGCCGAGGAGAUCCUGCGGCGCGAGGGCUUCACGUACGUGGUGCCGCGCGCCAACGACUACACGCGCAUGUUCUCCGCGCCCGCGCGCCGCGCCGCCUCGCCCGCCGGCUCGCCCUGCGACAAGAGGCCGCGCCCCGCCGCGCACACACCCGUGUCACCAGACGAAGAACCGGUGCAACUUCGUGAACGUUCAACGGGCACAGAAGUCGCAGACCGCCUCAGCGCCUCAGACUUUUACACCGUCAGUGAAGACGUCACACCGCAGCCGUUUAAAGGCACGUACGACGAGGAGCUGCUGCUGGGGUCGCGCGUGCUGGUGUUCUCCAUGAGCGCGGAGGCGCCGUGCUUCGCCACCAUGGUGCUGGCCGCGCACUACAUGGGGCUGCGGCCCGCCGCCACCGUGCUGCUCGUGCAGCCCAUGGACUCCGCCGCCGCCCACCUGCACUCGUACAGCGAAGCGGCCGUAAAAGACUACAACCGCGGACGACAUUACCUGCUGGACCUGGCGCGGCGCUCCAUGAUCCCCGUGUUUGAUAACGUGGAAGCCGCCAUGGCGUGCGUCGUGAGGCGUCUCAGAACCGACCCAUAG